Molecule: messenger RNA, 717 nt
Organism: Colletotrichum destructivum
Lineage: Eukaryota; Fungi; Ascomycota; Sordariomycetes; Glomerellales; Glomerellaceae
Product: Putative chromo/chromo shadow domain, Chromo-like domain superfamily protein
Exons: 1
Coding region: 1-717 (238 amino acids)
Source: RefSeq, a predicted model, not a curated record
AUGGUUUCAGUAAAGUACGUGCGCCGACGGAGGACCGCUGAGACCUUCCGUCGAGUCAGCAGCAGAGUAGCCUCAAGGCGACCAACAGCGACAAAGACCUCAAGGCGGCCGGAAGUAUCAAAGCAUUCCAAGCCCAACAUCCAGAAAAAGACGACAUCCAAAGCCGACACCAGCAUCAGUAACCCGGAGACGGCAAGGGUACCAAAGUCACAAGGUUCGGAAACCCGCAUUUCUUAUCUCUAUCUUUACCUUCUCCAGCUUCCUCUUGAUGCAACAGCUCACCAUGGGGUAGACUAUCUCAAUUCCGACGAACUGAUCGGAUGGAGAUACUGUUCAUCGACCAAAGAUGUUGAAAUACUUACUCGCCGCCCUGACGAUGGUUCCAAACGACUCGUCCCGGAGAGGCUCAUCCAGCAAAAAUGCCCCUCCCAAUUGUACGCUUAUUGGAAGUCCUUCCCACAGCCACGUGAAGAAAUAAUCCAGACCAACCAAUACCACGUUUUCGAUAUCAUUGACGAGAACUCUUCACGCGGGCUUAAAGUCCAAUGGGUUGGGUACUCGCCGUCCGACAGCGAUACGACGUGGGAACCCGCCUCAAAGAUUCGCAAGAUUGCUCCCGAGUUGUUCGACAACUAUGUCAUCCGAAAGAAAGUCAGCAAAGGGCACUCGCACAUUCGUAGGUCUGUGGAGACUUUAAAGUCGGAUAUUACACAAUGA